AUGAGUGACAACCUGUCAACGCGGCGCGUGGAUGCCAUCAUGGAAAUUGUCUCCGAUGACACAGUGGAUGUGUCAGAGUGCCAGUUUUUCAACUUGAUUGCGGGCGAGUCGUUUGAUUGGAAAGACGACGAGGAGAUGGAUCUAGCUGGCGUCAAUGGCCGCGCAACAGUGUGGAACCACAUCAAUUUGUAUGCACCCAAGGUCUUUGUGCUAUCUCCCCCUUGCACAUUAUAUUCAGCGCUGGUGAACAUGUGGGGUCGCAAGGCCAUGGGUGAAGCCAAGUACCAGAAGCUUCGAGAAGAAGCAGAUCGUUUGCUGAGUUUUGCGUGUGAAAUUGGCCUGCAUCAGCUGCGGUGUCGUCGGCACUUUGUCUUUGAACACCCAGAUGGUGCAUCCAGCUGGAAGACUGGGCCUCUACUUCAUUUGAGCCAGCAACCGGGUGUCAUUGUGACACGCUUUGACCAAUGUCGCUUUGGGCUCCGCAGCCCGGGUAGCCAGCAACCCAUUCGCAAGCGAACCCGAUUGGUUCACAAUGUGCCUCAGCUGGGUCAAGCAUUUGAUGGUGCCUUCUGCCAAUGCACAGUGCCCCACAGGCGCAUCGAAGGAUCGGAGAAUGGAGUGCAGCUGUCUUCUUUAUGCGAAACUUAUCCGCCAUUGAUGGUGGAAACCAUGCUUGCAGCAAUCCGUGCUGAGGUGAGCGUGGAAUUCAUCAACUAA
Cladocopium goreaui is the source of this 717-nucleotide messenger RNA. Lineage: Eukaryota; Dinophyceae; Suessiales; Symbiodiniaceae. The record is from the annotation of a GenBank genome assembly.